Messenger RNA from Dryobates pubescens (Downy woodpecker), 1883 nucleotides. RefSeq names its product zinc finger protein 704 (gene ZNF704). Bases 235 to 1776 code for a protein of 513 amino acids. Gene Ontology annotation, biological process: regulation of transcription by RNA polymerase II. Gene Ontology annotation, molecular function: DNA-binding transcription factor activity; RNA polymerase II cis-regulatory region sequence-specific DNA binding. Gene Ontology annotation, cellular component: nucleus. The transcript has 9 exons. The record is from RefSeq and is a predicted model, not a curated record. Lineage: Eukaryota; Metazoa; Chordata; Aves; Piciformes; Picidae.
GGAGGAGGAGGGGGAGGGCGGCGGGGCAACCGCACCGGCACCGGGCCCACCUCGCCCCGCCCGCGGGCCCCCAUGGCCGCGGCGCGCCCGCCGCACACACCCACUGCCUUCCCCCGGUGAGCGCCGCCGCCCCUUGGGCUCGGCGCUGCCGCUGCGCGCCCGCGGCGGGGCCGCUGCCCGCGGCAGGGGCUGAGCGCGGCGGGAGGCGGGCCGGGCCGGGCGGGCGGAGGCACCAUGCAGGCGCGGCGCUUGGCCAAGCGCUCCAGCAUGGGCAGCCGGCGGCUGAGCGCCGGGCCGGCGGCCGCGCAGGCGGACGGGGUCCGGCCCACCAAGCCCGAGAGCGCCUGGAGGCCGCCCCUGCGGGAGGGCUCCGCCGCGGCGCUGGAGGAGGAGGACGAAGACGAGGACGUGGUGGUGGAGGUGGAAGAGGAAGAAGAGGAGGAGGAGGGCGGCCUGGGGAGUCCCCCCCCGACGCUGACCGGCCACGGCAAGGGCCCUGUGCGGGGGUGCCUGAAGGCAGCCAGCAUCAAGCGGGAAAUGACCUUCCCUGCAUUUCAACAGGAGGAUGUAAAAGGUGACAUCAGUCAAAAACUGCCAGACCAACAGUUUCUCCUGUUUGCCACAAAGGAGGAAGAUUUAAAAACAGCAGAGACCAAAAAACCCAACAGAGCUCAUGAGUAUGAAAAGGAAAACACUCGUUCUGUUUGUCUUCUGGAACAGAAGCGCAAGGUUGUUUCUUCAAACAUUGAUGUGCCUCCAGCAAGAAAAUCUUCAGAAGAACUGGACAUGGAUAAAGUAACAGCAGCCAUGGUACUCACCAGUUUAUCCACCAGCCCUUUGGUCCGCAGCCCUCCUGUCCGACCCAACGAAUCCCUAAAUGGAUCUUGGAAAGAAGGAGGAUUUGUGCCUUCUAGUACCAGCAGCAGUGGAUACUGGAGCUGGAAUGCUCCCAGUGACCAGUCCAACCCAUCCACCCCAUCUCCACCUCUGUCAGCUGAUAGCUUCAAAGCUUUUCGGACACCUUCCCAGCCAGAUGAUGGUAUUGAUGAAGCUGAAACAAGCAACCUUCUCUUUGAUGAACCCAUUCCUAGGAAGAGAAAGAACUCCAUGAAGGUGAUGUUCAAAUGCCUGUGGAAAAACUGUGGGAAGGUACUGAGCACAGCUGCAGGGAUUCAGAAACACAUACGGACCAUUCAUCUUGGACGUGUAGGAGAGUCUGACUACAGUGAUGGAGAGGAGGAUUUUUACUACACAGAAAUCAGGCUCAACACGGACUCAGUAGCUGAUGGCUUAAGCAGUCUUUCCCCAGUCUCUCCAUCUUUAGCAUCUCCACCUUCCUUUCCCACCCAAGAUGCAAUCCGUCCUGAAACUUCCUGUGCCAAAACUGAGACGAAAUUGAUGACACCUCUGAGCCGCUCAGCUCCUACCAACCUCUACCUCGUACACACGGACCACGCUUACCAGGCCACUCCUCCAGUGAACAUUCCAGGGUCAGCAAAAUUCACUCCCAAUGGCAGUAGCUUUAGCAUCUCCUGGCAGUCACCUCCAGUUACCUUCACUGGCAUUCCAGUUUCACCAACUCAUAAUCGUCCUGCAGGGAGUGGAGAGCAGAAACAGUCCCACACAGUUCUUUCAUCACCGCCUAGAGUAGCAUUUGGCUUGAGGAAGCCUAGAGGGGAGGGGAAAAAGUGUCGGAAGGUCUAUGGGAUGGAGAACAGAGAUAUGUGGUGCACUGCCUGCCGAUGGAAGAAGGCCUGCCAAAGGUUCAUCGACUAAAGAUUGCAAUUAUGCAGAGGAUUUGGGGCCGGGGGAGGACAACAGCAGAACCAGGCUGCUGCGGCUGCACUGUACCACUUCCCAUUUUCCCCUCCAGUGAUGUGGUG